Molecule: messenger RNA, 1950 nt
Organism: Drosophila teissieri
Lineage: Eukaryota; Metazoa; Arthropoda; Insecta; Diptera; Drosophilidae
Product: mitochondrial sodium/calcium exchanger protein
Exons: 7
Coding region: 60-1913 (617 amino acids)
Biological process (GO): monoatomic cation transport; transmembrane transport; intracellular calcium ion homeostasis
Cellular component (GO): membrane
Molecular function (GO): calcium:sodium antiporter activity
Source: RefSeq, a predicted model, not a curated record
CCCGAUAAUUGUGCCAGUUAUUUUCGGGAUUUCGUUUCGUUCACACACACAGCACUGCAAUGGCCACCGAGGAGAACUAUGUGCCCAAUGCCUUCGAUGCGGAGUUUGAUAACUUCUGGGACAAGGUCAGCUGCUACGCGGCCAACUCGUUUCCCUUCGCGGAACGGUGUGCCUUUGUGGAGAAGGCCAAGGACUGCAAUAGGAGCACCAACGUGCUGCCCUACAUGAGGAUCAUGGCCUGCGAUCUGAACUGCGUUAACGAGUUCCAGCAGGUCAUCUUCCUGACAUUGUUCAUGGCUGUCUGCUAUGAGAUAUUUGUACUGCUGAUCCACGUGUGCCAUAAAUACUACAUUCCUGCUCUGAAGGCCGUGUCGCAGUUCCUCCGUAUGAACGAGCACGUGGCGGGCGUGACGCUGCUGGCCUUUGGGAACAGCUCCGCCGACCUAUUCUCCAAUUUGGCCAGUGUGAAAGCGAAUGUGCCCGUGUUUGCCAAUAGUUUGGCUGCCGCACUCUUUGUGUCCAUGGUUUCAGGAGGCCUGAUCUGCUACAUGAGUCCCUUCAAGAUGAAUGCCUACGAAAGUGUUCGGGACAUUUUGUUUCUUAUCUUCGGAUCGAUUCUUCUUCAGUACUUUCUGGCCUCCAGUGCACAUGUACCCGAAAGGUCCUUCAUAGUAAUGUUUCUUGUAUACAUUUUUUACAUAUUAGUGAAUGUCGCAGAUGUGUACCUCAUUCGGAGGGCAUUAAAGACAACGAAUGCACAAAUCGAUGCCCUUUUGGUAGGGGAUAUGACUCCGGAAAAGAGAAAACGGCUGAGUGAAUUGGAAAGGAACCAGGCGAUCUACUCCCGGGACAUGGAAGUGGAGAUUUUUGAAAGGACCAAUUCGGGUCCCAACAUCAACAAAAUGAGGUACACCACCUUGAAAAUGGGCCGCAGCAUUCGCAUAAGCAUCGAUAAAAAGGCCACCCGAAAUGUGUUGCACAACAGAGCUCUGGGAAGGAAUUGGGGACUCUUCAAGGACUUAUUAACAGCCCUGAAACCCAUCACCUGUGAACAGUGGCGGAGAGCCAACAUAAUCCAGCGGGCCUUUAUGUUGACCCAAAUUCCAGCUGUGGUCUUGUGCAGCAUCUAUAUACCUCUGGUGGACUACGAGCUGGACAAGCAUGGCUGGAACAAGCUACUGAAUUGCAUUCAAGUAAUGCUGAAUCCGGCAAUGUCCAUUAUGGCCAUUAAAGCUUUGUUAAGCUCUAGGGGCGAUUCGCUGUGGUACGUCGCCAUGACCGAGGAAUACAUUUAUGCGGUGUAUUCCCUGCCCAUAACCAUGCCCAUAGCGGUUUUUAUGUUUAUCCAAUCCCGAACCGAUGUGCCACCAUUUUACCAUUCGGUGUUUACAGUGAUAAAUCUGACUGGCUCCAUGUUUAUGAUCUUCAUUUGCGCCACGGAAAUAGACAAGGUCCUGGAAGUUAUUGGCCACAUCUUAAAGGUGGAGGAUGAUUUCAUGGGCGCAACGGUGAAGGCUUGCACAGGAAGUCUGGGCCCGCUAAUUGCCAACUUGGCGAUGGCCUUGCACGGAUAUCCCAGAAUGGCCUACGCCUCAGCCAUUGGAGGACCCUUCUUCACCAUUGUCAUGUCCGCCAGCACUGUGAUGCAUGUCAAAAAUCUAUUUGGGAUACCGGUCUCAGAAGCAAACCAAACCGGCAAUUACGGCUUAAAUGCGUUCAUUUUUCUAAUUCUCGGCCUGUUUUCCACACUCCUCUGGUCCACGACGCUGGGAUUUUUCGCCAGGCGCUCCGUGGGCAUAUUUUCUAUCGUGUUUUACUGCAUUUACUUGCUUUUUGCUAUUUUAAUUCAUAGGAAAAUCAUACAUUCGUUUUCUAUGGACUUGCCAAUCAAGGCAGCUUUUGGCGAUAUCUAGGGAAAACAGUUUUUUCUAUGGAAAUAUACAAAUUCUU